This is a messenger RNA of Capronia epimyces CBS 606.96, 438 nucleotides long. RefSeq lists its product as uncharacterized. The transcript has a single exon. NCBI's taxonomy places the organism in Eukaryota, Fungi, Ascomycota, Eurotiomycetes, Chaetothyriales, Herpotrichiellaceae. Bases 1 to 438 code for a protein of 145 amino acids. The record is from RefSeq and is a predicted model, not a curated record.
AUGCAGCCACUCACCCGGCCCCCUUCACGUGACUUGGACUGCCACCGGCGGCCCGGGCGGUCUCUGUCGCGCGAGGAAACAUACCAUUUGGCCGACACGGCGCGACGAAAGUCGUCGGACAGGGUGGUGCGCGAUGAUCUCCGUCUCAAACUCAGCCACGGCCACCUCCUGGAACUGCUACUCCUGGACCUCGCCCGGACAGAGCGCGAGCUUCAGACAUCCCGCACCGACGACAAGUACCUGAUGGCGGAGGAGAGAAAGGGCUCGAAGGAAUCAAGGUUAAGGCCAAAGCGGACGGUGGAAGCAGCAUCCUCGUCCGCAUCGUCGGCCGACGUUGACGAAUAUGGCUUCCCUCUCGAUCUCGACGAGGAAGACGGCGAGGAGAGCGUGGGCGGGUUGGCGCUGAUGAGGACGGAGUCGAGACGACCCAUGAGAUGA